UUAAUGUGUUUGUUAAGGUGUUUACAAAUAGCCUGUUUCUAGUACAUAUGGAUCUGGCCCAUUCUCAAGAAGAAGUAGAUCCCAAGUAUUUGUGGACUGGUCCAGAUGGAAAAAAUUUAGAAGGGCGAAAGAAUGUGAAUCUUGCAGAAAAGGGAAAGCUAAUGGUGAUGGCUUUUACGGAGACUAUGUCUGGAGCCUACACUUGCACUCUUCCUCACGAGGAGAAGGAGAAAUGUUUCAGGCAUAUAAGUUUAUGGUACAUGGUAUCUGAGUUCAUUGCAGUGUGUUCUUCAACACGUGUACAUGGAUCUUUUUUACCCCCACCCAUCGUCAAUCCUUUUGCACCAGGAUGGGAAGAAGUUUCCCACCAGGUUCCUCAUGACUGUGAAGAUGCAACGAGUGCAAGAGUUCAAGAGGCAAGAGAUCAGCUUGGAGAGGUUUUCAGCAAGCAUACGUGUGCUUUGAAGCAGGAAUUUCCAACUGUUCCUACAACACACAAUGUGGACACAGUUACUCACACUGACAGUUGUCGACCAGGUUUUGGGAAAAACGACAUCACCCCAAGAACCGUCACUAUGCUUUGUGAUCCCAGAACUCACAGUCCCAACAACGGAGCGACCUGCCAGAUUUGUACAAGGCCUCGAGUCAAAAAGUACGGAGCAAGAUCUCGCUAA
Messenger RNA from Tauraco erythrolophus (red-crested turaco), 674 nucleotides. Lineage: Eukaryota; Metazoa; Chordata; Aves; Musophagiformes; Musophagidae. The record is from RefSeq and is a predicted model, not a curated record.